Molecule: messenger RNA, 2017 nt
Organism: Drosophila subobscura
Lineage: Eukaryota; Metazoa; Arthropoda; Insecta; Diptera; Drosophilidae
Product: ankyrin-3
Molecular function (GO): protein binding
Source: RefSeq, a predicted model, not a curated record
UGUUCGCUUUUGCUCGCGUUUUGCUCAGCCCAGCCGCUUUAAAUUAGUUCAUAACAAAUAACUACCACUAAGCCCACUAACAACCAAUGGCAAUAUGCUGUCCUACGACAUCAACGAGCGGCUGCUGAGUGCUGUCCAAAGCGGAGACAUUGAGCAAGCACUCAGCUGCAUCAUGCACGGGGCUCAGGCCUCGUAUGUAUCGCCAAACUGUGGACGCACGGCCGUCGGCACCGCCGCUCUGCUGGGCGAUGCCGAGCUGCUGGAGCUUCUGGUGCAGUCCUGCGAACAGCCGGAACUGGAUGUGUUCCGUCAGACACACACUGAUAGCCUGGAGAUCGAGAGCACACCCGACGGCAUGGAUAAGCUUGAGUGGGUGGACGAGUUCGAGAGCUGCGCGGAGAACAGUGGACAGCCGACUGCUGGAGCCGGUGGCGAGGACAGCAUGUUAUAUCAGUAUUAUGCAAAGACCUUGGAGAAUGGGGAAUUUGUGGCCCAAUGCUGCGCCAGUUGCCGCGAGCAGGACCCACAUCUGUGCGAUGCCUGCCUGACCUCGCCCCUGCACUAUGCCGCCUUCUGGGGGCACGAUGAGUGCGUCCGAAUACUGUUGGAACACAAUGCGCCCAUCAAUGUGGUGAAUAGCGACGGCUAUGGCCCCCUGCAUUUGGGUGCCGGAUUCCCCAAGGUCACACGACUACUGAUCCAGCACGGAGCUCCGGUCAAUGCCAAGACCCUGAGCGACGGCAAGACGGCCCUCCACUUGGCCAUCGAGAGCAAGUCGAAGGAGUCUGCCCAGCUGCUGCUCCAGACAAACAUCAACAUCAACGAAACCGACGACUUGGGCGAGACGCCCCUGAUGACAGCGAUUGCCUGCAGCAUGACGGCACUGGCCAAAGAAAUGCUCGAGCGGGGCGCCCAUAUCAAUAUUCAGGACAAGGAAAACCAAACGGCUCUGAUGCUCGCUGUCAGGGGCCGCCACACGGACAUGGCAAAGCUGCUCCUCGAGCGUGGAGCUCGGCGUCUGGCCUCACAGCAUCUCCUGCACCUCGCCGUCGGACACAACAAUCGGAAGUUGGUGGAGAUUCUGCUACAGUAUGGAGACAGUCUCUCUGUGCGGGACAGCGACAACCACACUCCCAUCAUGGUGGCCAUCUACAAUCAGCAGCCAGAGAUGCUGGGCUAUCUGCUCGACGUGGCCGAGCAGCAGCGUCGUCAGGGCCUGUACAUGAAUGCGCAGGACGAGGGCUUGCUCCUAUUCGCCGUACAGCAUGCCCUCCACGUAGAUGAUCUGCGGGGCGUCCUUAGAGUAUUGUUGUCCAGGCUAACCAGCGCCCGUUCAGAUCUUUAUGGCUCGUGUGCUCCGACCAUAGUCUGCGGUCUUAUCUACUGCCAGACUCCGCUGUCGCGAGCCAUCAACCUGCACCGCCUGGACCUGGCCGAGCUGCUCAUCCUGGAGGGCUGCAAUCUGGCACAGAUUUCCCCGGACCAUGUGGUCAGCGAGCUGCGUUCGAACUGCUCCCAACGGAGCGUGGCCUUCGGGCGAUUGCUGUACAACGCCGGUUUCCAGCUGCCACCAUUCAAAAAGCGAUUGGCAGCCAACAAUUGGUCAGCGUCACGACAGCAACUCGAAAGGGAAUUGUUCCUUCAUGCAAAUAGCCCGCGCUCCCUGAAGUCUACCGCACGUCUGGUAAUUCGCAAAAAUAUUCUUCGGAAUCUGCAAGUGCGGCACUCGCUGGAACAGAAAUAUCUGCCGAAGCCGCAUCGAUCCACCCUCGGGCUAAUCAUCGACGAGUUUGAUAUACCAGAGAUAUUGAAGAAAUAUCUCAGCGACUUUGAAGAGUUGCCCAAGGUGUGGUCCAUAGAGGCGGAUCGCGAACCCAUGCGCGUCUACAGAUCGCCCGAGUCGUGGGAUUAAGAAUUUAUUCAGAUUAUAUCGUUUUUAUAUAUGUGGGGGUAUAUGGUAUGUAGCUUUGAGUUUCGUAUAUUGGCCAAUAUAUUUAUGGUAAGACCUAUCUCUGAA